Messenger RNA from Triticum aestivum (bread wheat), 1110 nucleotides. Its product is annotated as protein BRASSINAZOLE-RESISTANT 2. Lineage: Eukaryota; Viridiplantae; Streptophyta; Magnoliopsida; Poales; Poaceae. Gene Ontology annotation, molecular function: DNA-binding transcription factor activity. The coding region runs from base 55 to 591 and encodes 178 amino acids. Gene Ontology annotation, biological process: DNA-templated transcription; brassinosteroid mediated signaling pathway. The record is from RefSeq and is a predicted model, not a curated record. The transcript is spliced from 2 exons.
ACACAAUGUGGAGUGGGAGCUAGAAGGAUCGAGCUAAGUAGCCAACAGGAGCCAAUGGAAGGAGUGGCGAAGUCGAUCAUGGCGCCAAUGGAGGUGGCUGGAGCAGGGGAAGAGGAGGCCAUGGCGGUGGCGGCGGGGAGGAGGGGCUGCAUCCGGUCGACGCGGGGCCCGUGGACGGUGCGGCGGCAGGCGCGGGGCGGCGCGGUGAAGACGUCGCUCCGGCACCCGACGCCGCGGGAGCGGGAGAACAACCGGCAGCGGGAGCGGCGCCGGCGGCAGGUGGCCACCAGGAUCUACGCUGGCCUGCGCGCCAACGCCGGGUACGCGCUGCCCAAGCACGCCGACCAGAACGACGUGCUCCGGGCGCUCUGCGCCGAGGCGGGCUACCUCGUCGACGACGAAGGCAACGUCACGCGGUGCCACGAGCGUUCUUCAGGCGCCGGCACCGGCGGCAGCUCCGACCAUCCGCAGCCGUCCUCGCACAGCGGGGCGACGGAGGCAACAGCGGGGGACAUCCACCAGCCGCUGCCGGAGGCGGAGCCGAAGCACAAGAUAUCACUCGAGCUCACCCUCUCCUUCACCUACAUGUAGCCACCUUUAGAUCGGACCAUCACCCUCUCCUCCACCUACAUGUCGUUGGAAUAUGCUCAGAGAGUAGCCAUGGAAAUGGAAGCGGCGGGGCCGAAGUGGGCUCCCAAUUACCGCGCCUGGCUCUCUCUUUGUCCAUUUUUUUUAUUUCAUUUAUGCUCACAGAGAAAGAGAGGGCCUUGCCGAUUUCCUCGCCGUCCACGGCGAUUCCGGUCUCCUCCUCCUCUUUUUUAAGCUUGAUUUCAGCUUCAGUGCCUUGUGGUUUCGGUUGGUUGUCCUCAUCUUCUCCCUUUCCCCAUGGGGAUUCUUCUAGAUCUGGUGGUUUCAUUCGAUUCCCUGGUGUUUGAUGUAGGUGUAUGUGUGGUCUUAGCGGUGGAUUUUCCUGGUAAUUAUGUUGCAGCUGUAGUGGUCGGUGCGUGGAUGUAGCGCUGGAUUCAGUUCCCCUGUCGAUUUACUAGCUGAUGGCCUGGAGGCUGGAGCCCUUGACUUGUGAUUUCUGAUUCUGCUGGCUUUUUUCCUAUA